AUGAGCCCACGGCACUGGGGUCAGAGGAGUCUGCGUCCUCCAUACCCUACAAAGCAACCCACCAAGAGAGCCCUUACCUGUCCCAUCAAAGAGUCAGGCAAACGGCAAACCGAGCCGUCGGAGGGUCGGAACACCGCAAAGCGACUACCCCCGCCAGGGACUAACGACUAUGCCACCAAGCAAAGUACUCUCACAGCGGGCCCGACCACAUACUCACCAUACACACACCUUGUAGCGCAGCGGCCCCAGAGAGGGGUUCCACGUGGCACCCGGCAGCAAAUGGACUUUGCCCGAUUCCCUACCCUGGCGGACAAUCGUACCCUGCCAUACUGGGCAUUGGCUCACUGCAAGCCAGCUCCUACUGGCGAGGUAUCACACCCGCCAUACAGACGACUCCCAAAGCCUGUGCUAGAACGUGCAUAUUAG
Molecule: messenger RNA, 426 nt
Organism: Pelobates cultripes (western spadefoot toad)
Lineage: Eukaryota; Metazoa; Chordata; Amphibia; Anura; Pelobatidae
Source: the annotation of a GenBank genome assembly